AUGGCAUCAAAUCGCCGCCCACGACCAAAAAUCACUUGGUGGAUGCGCGUCAAACGAUAUAUCCUCGCAUUCCAGUCACCACUCCGUCUCCGCAGCAGUCUCACCCGACUUCGUCAUCACCACAAAUACCCAUUCCUUGCUCUAGUGCGCCUCUUCUUACCACUGCCGAGAUGGCAUUUUCGUCCAGACCCAGUCCCCUUUAAGGUCAUGCUAGAUAAUGUUCCCCUUUGGGAGUGCAGGGCAGAUUUGGCAGAUCUCAGAAACAUGCGCGCCAUCCCUCUGUGGCGUGCUAGAGACACGCCCAUCCGGUCUCUGUAUCGGAUUUACGAGGCAAUCGCGGCGCGUUAUCAUGUCGCCAUAGGCUCCGAGGUAGAGUACUUUUGGUACCAGAACCGACGGUCAUGGGAAGUGCAGCGUAUACCGGACCCUUGCGAUCCCGAUCCCGUGCGAUAUGCUAUUCUUGCAUGUAUUGCGGAAGAGCUUGCCAAUGCGUUUAAUUGGCGGCUGAGCAUAGGACUGCGGCGUGAUAGAAGCAAGCAUAUUAUACGCGAGACAAGGGAUGAUGAAUUACCAGAGUUUACGCCAGUGACCGCGCCUGCCUGGGUCAAAAGGGUGCCGGCACUUGAUUUUGACUUGAUCAGUGAUUUGCCAAGCGGUGUAUUAAACUCGUCAGGCAAACUCGUACUUGAAAAAGGAGGAAAUAGUGGUUUUUUUGCAGAGAGGAAUAUUAUCAUAGAUACUGGCUACUUCUACACAGUCUAG
This is a messenger RNA of Talaromyces rugulosus, 762 nucleotides long. RefSeq lists its product as uncharacterized. Lineage: Eukaryota; Fungi; Ascomycota; Eurotiomycetes; Eurotiales; Trichocomaceae. The record is from RefSeq and is a predicted model, not a curated record. The transcript has a single exon. The coding region runs from base 1 to 762 and encodes 253 amino acids.